Messenger RNA from Centruroides sculpturatus (bark scorpion), 1661 nucleotides. Its product is annotated as gamma-aminobutyric acid receptor subunit beta-like. Lineage: Eukaryota; Metazoa; Arthropoda; Arachnida; Scorpiones; Buthidae. Gene Ontology annotation, molecular function: neurotransmitter receptor activity; GABA-A receptor activity; extracellular ligand-gated monoatomic ion channel activity. Gene Ontology annotation, biological process: monoatomic ion transmembrane transport; chemical synaptic transmission; signal transduction. The transcript has 9 exons. The record is from RefSeq and is a predicted model, not a curated record. The coding region runs from base 8 to 1459 and encodes 483 amino acids. Gene Ontology annotation, cellular component: neuron projection; synapse; membrane.
GGUAAGCAUGACGAAAAUUCCUGCUAUUGGUUCGAGAUGCUAUACUUUAAGAAGAGGCAUGCUUUUCUCUACACAUCUCAUCUUCGUAUUGUUAUUUUUGACUGUAAAUUUUGGUUGUUGUCAAGUAAAUAACGAAGAACAUCUUUAUAAUUUAACUGAUACAUUGAGAAAACUUCUUCAUGGAUACGACGUAAGAUUGCGCCCUAAUUUUGGAGGACUUCCUUUAUACAUUGGAAUGGAUUUAGUUAUUGCAAGUUUUGAUAGCAUUUCUGAAGUGAAUAUGGACUAUACUCUUACUCUCUACUUGAACCAGUACUGGAAAGAUGAAAGAUUAGCCUUUGGUGAAGAAAACCAUGAACUUACGUUGUCUGGAGAAUUUGCAGAAAGGAUUUGGGUUCCAGACACAUUCUUUGCCAACGACAAGAAUUCUUUUCUACAUGAUGUCACCGAAAAAAACAAGAUGAUUCGGCUCCAGUCCAACGGCUCCAUUGCAUAUGGAAUGAGAUUUACAACAACGCUAGCUUGUAUGAUGGACCUGCACCAUUACCCAUUGGAUUCACAAAACUGCACCGUAGAAAUAGAAAGUUAUGGUUACACAGUGCGUGAUGUUGUGAUGUACUGGACAGAUACUCCGGUCGUUGGGGUGGAAGAAGCGGAGCUUCCACAAUUUUCUAUAAUUGGUUACGAGACGACAGAUCGUAUGGAGACUUUAGCAACCGGAACAUAUCAAAGACUCUCUCUUAGUUUCGAGUUAAAAAGAAAUAUCGGGUAUUUUAUAUUCCAAACGUAUUUGCCUUCCAUUCUUAUUGUAAUGUUAUCCUGGGUUUCCUUUUGGAUCAAUCACGAAGCUACCUCAGCCAGAGUUGCUUUAGGCAUUACUACAGUAUUAACAAUGACAACUAUCAGCACUGGUGUUAGAUCAGCUUUACCAAGGAUAUCCUACGUCAAAGCUAUUGACAUUUACUUGGUGAUGUGCUUUGUGUUUGUGUUUGCAGCACUUUUAGAAUAUGCAGCUGUCAAUUAUACUUAUUGGACCGCCAGAGCGAAGAAAAAAACAAAGAAUUUAAAAAAGCAGAAAACUGCUUGCGAUUACAGUAGUAGUUGCGAAAAGGAGGAUGUCAUCGAGUUGGAAGACGUGAAGAAUUCUCCAGCAUCACUAGUCCGGAAUAGACAGAGAGGUCAAGAGUCGGAUCCUUCUUUCAGAACAAUUAGUAUGGGGCAUAGAAUUUCGGCAUCUCUGAAGAAUUUAACUGGAAAUAAUAGUAGAAGGAGGAAGAAUGACCAUUUUCAUGCGGAAAGACCGAAAGUUUUAAAAAAUAUUCGCAGGGGUGCGAGUGUUAUUAGAGCUUCUCUACCGAAAAUAAGAGAUGUCAACAAGAUCGACAGAUACUCACGUUUCAUUUUUCCCGUUUCUUUUCUUGUUUUUAAUGCUUUUUAUUGGUGUUUCUACGUCUUAUGAUUGUUACAAGCUAUGUUAUAUAAUUUGGAAACGUAAUAAUUAACAUAAUUUAAUUCAAUUAUCAAGUCAACUUUAUCUCAAUGUAUAUCUUUCUUUCAUUUCUAGAUUCUUCAUAAUUCAUAUUCUGACACUAAAUAUUCAUGUUCUAUAUUAAUAAUUUUAUAAUAUAAAUGAUUCAAAAAAAUAUUUCUGAUAUGAAAGA